AUGCACGAAUACAACCUGACACCUCACUCCUUAUAUGCCGCGGUGUCAGUUGGUCUUGAAACUGAGACCAUCAUAGCUGUUUUGAAUAAAUUGUCAAAGACCAAGCUUCCCAAAGAGACGAUUGACUUCAUACAGGCUUCUACUGCCAAUUAUGGCAAAGUGAAGCUUGUACUUAAGAAGAAUCGGUACUUUAUCGAAUCCCCAUUUCCAGAGGUGUUGAAGAGGUUGCUCAAGGAUGAGGUUAUAUCCAGAGCAAGGAUUUCCACUGAGGAUUAAUCUGGUAUUGGGAAAUUACUUGAAGUGUUGGCAUAUUUUGCUCUGUAGUGAGACAUUGUGGGAAUGCAACCAGUGAGGAUUAUGCAUAAGCAUGUUUUUGUUCUCUUGGCAUGAUUUUCAGCGUGGUGUAGACUGCCAUGCCAUCCAGUCUUGUUUCUGUGCAGUGUGCUCAUCCAUUUGUAUGGUUUGAACUUUGCGGAAACAUGAGUGCAUUGUGUCUCAAUGGUAAAUGGAUCUGAAGUUUGGUUACAUGGCA
Molecule: messenger RNA, 532 nt
Organism: Ilex paraguariensis (yerba mate)
Lineage: Eukaryota; Viridiplantae; Streptophyta; Magnoliopsida; Aquifoliales; Aquifoliaceae
Source: the annotation of a GenBank genome assembly